Molecule: messenger RNA, 2649 nt
Organism: Sporothrix brasiliensis 5110
Lineage: Eukaryota; Fungi; Ascomycota; Sordariomycetes; Ophiostomatales; Ophiostomataceae
Exons: 5
Coding region: 1-2649 (882 amino acids)
Source: RefSeq, a predicted model, not a curated record
AUGCCAACUGUAGGCUUCAGAUUGCCACUGACGCAACCCACGACAACAGACUCCAAGUCGUCGGACGUGCCGGCUGCCUGUGCCUCGAGGCUCGCACUGCUCCAGACCCAUUUGCGGUACACGGCCGACUCGGACUCUUCUAUGGGCCACGACGCGUACACGCGCAGCUCGGGCGGGCUGGGCCGCGCCAGCGGACUCAUCGUCGAGGACGACGUUGUCGGUGCCAUUGUCGGUGCCAUUGUCGGUGCCAUCGUCGGCGCCAUCGUCGUCACCGCCCAAGUCCGCCGCGGCCACGGCCGCCGCCACCUGUGCAGUCUCGUCGACAUAGUCGUCUUCGUCGUUUUCAAUCGAGAAAGGCACAGGCUCCUCCUUGGCGGGAGCACUACCGCUUUUCUCAGACAGCGCCACAAGCUUGUCGAGCGCCGUGAUGGCCGACUGCGGCACCAGGCUGAACCGCACCUUCCAGAACGCAUUGUUGAGCUGCCGGAUCUCCAUGCCGUCCACCGACGUCGCCCACGCCGUCCCCGUCCCGGACCGGUCCUCCCACUGCCGCGCCAGCUUGCGCGCGUGCGCCGCCAGCACAUGCGCCGUGGCCCGGCUCAGGUAGUCGAGCACGUCGCGCAGUGUGCCGUAGUUGUCGGCGGGCGGGAACGUAUCGAAAAGCGGGUUGCGGGCCGCCGGCGGAGCGGUCGUGCGGCAGCGCACGAGGAUGCGCACCUCUGGGUUGAUGGUGAACUCGAACGAAAACUCGCGCGGCGCCAGGAAUGUAUUGCACAAGCCUUCCGACGCGGACGGCGCCGCCUGGGCCGGCUGACCACCUUGUCCAGCCUGCCCAGCCUGCCCAGCCUGCCCAACCUGUCCAGGCCGCGGUGCAGCAGUCCCUGGUGGCGCAAUGCUCAUCGACAACGGCCGCUCAUAGAGGGUGAAGCGCGACCCUUCCAGUCCCAGACCGUGCAGGAUGCCGCACACAUCAGAGAGGUAGCCCGAGAUGUGCUGAAUGGCCUUUUCAUACUUGAGGUUGGCCACGAUCGGUCGCAGCAUAUAGUAGAUGGGCGGCUGGGGUUCCGUGUCGGUGAUGGGCUGUGGCGAGGACCGCUGCCGGUAGUGGUCGCGGUGGCCGUGCGCGAGGAACAGCUGCAGCGACGUGCAAAUGCCCGCCGCGAUGUCGUUGAGCUUGGGGUCGUGCGUUGCUUCGGCCUCCCGCUUCUUCUUCUCGGCGGCCGACGUGUGGGCCGACGUGUGGGCCGACGGCCGAUGGUACAGCGGCUCGAUGGUAAUGAUGCCCUCGGUGUCGGCGCCGGCCGGGAACACAAUCUCCGCGUCCCGGAACACGACCCCGUGCGAGAGCAUCAGGCGAGCCUCGCGAUUGAGCUCCCGCCACAGCUCCUUGGCGUUGACCGUGUUGCGUGCCUCGAGAAUGCGGUCCUCGAGCGACGCCGACUCCGCCAGUCGUGUUGCCAGCGGCGAGCGGCCGAUCUGAGCGGGACCCUGCGUCACGACAAUCGCCGACGGCGCACCCAACGCGCUCAGGUCGAGCGCCACCUGCCCGUUCUUGACCCGCCGCAGCGGCGCAAAACUGAGCGCGCGCAGGUCCGGCGCGGAUUCGCUGAAACCAAACUUGACGCGCAGCACGCGCCGCUGGCCCGGCAUGCGCGACAGGGUCCACCCUUUGUCGCGCACCGCCAGCACCUCAGACCAGUACCGUUCUUCGCGCCGCAUCUCGGUUCGCAGCCGCUUGCGGCCGGCUCUCAACACGUCGGACGCCCGGUCCAUGGCCAGCAGCUGCCACCCCACGCACUCCGUCUUGUGCUCAAUCAGCCGCUGCGCGUUGAAACGCGUCGUCUCGUCGAGCGCCUGCACCUCGGCCGCGGACAGACCCGAGGCGCCGCCGCGCCCACCCCCUCCCCCGCCGUUCUGGCUCUGCAAGGCACGCGCAGCCUGGGCGGCAUUGGCGAUGCGGCCGGCGCUCAGGGUGCCAAUGCCAGCUUUGUCGCGGACGAUGGGCGACAGGGUCUGCAGCGCCUGCGUCGGGCGGUCUUUGGACAGGAGGAGGGAGACAAAGUCGACGGCAAUCAAUCCGCUCUGCAGGGCGGCUCUGGAGGAUCAUUACCAUCGGACGGAGGUCAAACUCACUCCAACGACAUGAGGAUCUCGUCGCGCUUCGCGAGCAUCUCCUGGAUGCUUCGUGGCCGGUCGUGCGACGUGUCGCGUUUGGCGCCGUUCUUGUCGCUGCUCUUCCUUUUGGUCGUCACUGCCGUCUUCGUGGUGCCUCCCCCGUUCUUUUCUUCCUUCUCCUCCUCGGCCUUUUCUUUCUCAAUCUGCUUCUUCAGCUUCUCCUCCGACAAAUCGCGAAAGUCGAUCCCCUGGAACUUCAGCCGCUGCACAAACUCGCCAAUAUUGGUCGGCUGCUUCGACGGCAGCGGCCAUGGCCGGAAGACGGGGUCGCGAGUGCCAAACAGGGGCCCGGAGAUCGGAGGCGGUGGAGGCGGCGGUGGAGGCGGCGGUGGUGCCAGGGGUCCUCCAGAAGCCGAUGUUGAUGCCGAUGUUGAUGCCGAUGCUGUCGAGGCCGCAUCGGGUCGAGCUACCGGACGAGGCCUGUUGUCGGCCAUGGCGGGCGGGCGACGUUGUGUGCACGCUCACAGUCGGUAA